AUGGCAUACCCAGCCUUCCGGACAACCUUCCACACCCCGUCGCCGUCCGAGGCACGGGCAGAGGCCGCCAAGGCCACGGUGGGCACCGGCCGCUACCGGCCGCCGCGGGCCGACGUGUGCCGGCCGGAGCUUCCGGGGCCCAACUCGCCGCUGGCACGUGGGCAUCCGGUGCUGUCGUAUGCGCAGGCCAUGUACGAGGAUGAGGCCCGGGCGGCGUUGGCCAAGGUUGUUUCGCCCAAGCCGUGGAUCGCUGCAUCACACUCGCCGGACGCUGCAGAGCUGGCGGCCAAGGCGGCCAAAGCUGCCGGCCCGCUCCGCGGCCGAUACCGCCCGCCGCGGGCCGACGUCUGUCGCCCUGAUCUACCCGGGCCCAACUCGCCACUAGCUCGCGGACAUCCGGUGCUGUCGUAUGCGCAGGAGAUGUAUGAGGACGAGGCCCGGGCGUCGCUGGACAAGCUGCUGGCGGUCCACGGGCCGAACUCUCCGACCUCGGGCUACACGCCGACGUUUGCGCCGACGGUGGCGCCACCAGAGCUUGCAGCAUCGGUGAGGGCGUCGGCGCAGCAGGCGUCGUUCUUUGCGCAGCAGCCGCGGCUGGCGGCACUCCCGGCAUCGCCGCCAUCGCACCAGGCUGCACCGUCGCCAUCUUCACCGCCAGCACCCGGCUCGGCACAAGAGCUUCAGCUUUGGCGCAGCUUUCGCGACCGCGGCAGCGCGGCGUCCUGA
This is a messenger RNA of Thecamonas trahens ATCC 50062, 726 nucleotides long. RefSeq lists its product as uncharacterized. The record is from RefSeq and is a predicted model, not a curated record. The transcript has 2 exons. Bases 1 to 726 code for a protein of 241 amino acids. NCBI's taxonomy places the organism in Eukaryota, Apusomonadida, Apusomonadidae.